This is a messenger RNA of Prorocentrum cordatum, 1515 nucleotides long. NCBI's taxonomy places the organism in Eukaryota, Dinophyceae, Prorocentrales, Prorocentraceae. The record is from the annotation of a GenBank genome assembly.
AUGGGGGAGUUCUCGCUCUACAACGCGUGCUUCUUCUUAUACGUCUUCAUCGUGCCAGCGUUUCUGCAGUAUCUGAUACGCGCGCCCUCGACUUUCAGUUCAGCGCCAUUCUACCCUGUGCCGCUUGCCACGCUGCAGGGGAAGGUGGCGCACGUGAACAUGAGCAGCCCUCCGCAGACGAUGGAGGAGGGGGUCAACCACUGCAAGCCCUGCUACGAGGACCAGUUCCACAAGACGGGCAUGUACCAGUGGGACAUCAUGCUCAGGAUGACAGGGAUGUCGUAUAACGACCUCAUGGUCCAGGACAAGGCCCACCCGGUGACCACCAUGUAUCCAGUCAUCCUCGCGUCGAACGACUUCAAGAGAUGGCACGUGGUGGCCGAUGCGGACGACGUGCAGGGCGACAGCACGUCCAACGCCACUUCGACCCAGGAGCUCGCGCACCUCGCCCCGCCCCUGCUAGUGGCCAACCUGAAGCCGUUCGGGUGCGUGAACAACGAGACCGGCACCACGGACCCGUUCAUGUGGUUCUUCGCCUCGGCCGAGAAGGCGAACCGCUACAAGUGGAGGCUCGUCGAGCACAUCUCGACGCACGGCUCCGUGAACCUCGUCGCCUGCGUGAUGCAGGGGUUCGACAAGGUGAACGCGCUGAUGACCUACUUUGCCACGAGCUGCAUCACCGCCACGGGCAAGAUGCAGUGCACGCAGACGCCGCGGGAGGCGUUGGGGCAGUGCUACGCCCUCGGCUCCGCAUGCGGCCAGGCCUGCGGCUUCUUCUCCCCGAACGUCCAGCAUUGCAGCGAGGGCCACAUCGACCCGUACCUCUUCCAGGGCCUCACGUCCAAGAGGGUGAGCAUCAAGACGUCGUCCGGCGGAGGCGCCUCGAACGCGCUGGUGAACUGCAACGACCAGGGCUGCAAGACGGGCCUCAGCUUCGACGGGAUGUACGCGGAGGCCGACAACCCGAACGACUUCGUGGUCGAGUCUGGGGACAAGGAGAUGGCGGACUUCUACACGAUCGUGUUCGCCAUGUCCGACGUCGAGGAGUCAGGCUCUGAGGCGCCAGCGGCGGGUGCAGCGGAGGACGCCCUGGCAGGCGAGGACGACCUGGAGCAGCUGGCCGACCGGAGGCUCCAGGUCGCCAACAGCAAGUAUCUCUGGCAGAUCGCCCACAUGCCCAAUCUUACGCGGGGCGUAUUCAAGGACCCAGAUUCGAACACCAUGCGCAUCGAGCCCACGAGAGAGUCCUGCUUCACGCAGCCAGGAUUCACUUACAUUCGAAGAAGAAACAACGACAUCAACGCCAAGCCCGUCUUCACCGCCGGCAACAUGGUGGACAUCCCGGGCCCGCCCUUCAACGACCGCUGCGUGGCGGUCGGCGGCCUCUGCGGCGCGGCCUGCGGCUCCGGGCAGACGCUGGACGAGGAGGCCACGCGGUACUGCCCGCAGCGCGGCGGCUCGCCGGACGGCCGCCGCCUGGACGGCUCGACUACUCGCCGUACGCCUCCACGGUGA